UCUGUCGCCGACUAUCUCUCUCUCUCCGGCCUCGCCGCCGCCGCCGCCGCCGGUCUCAAGGUCCGUCGCCCUUGCUCCCCCAACCUUCUUGUCGCUGUCCAGCCGCUGAACAGUGCCUCUGUUGUCGUUCUUUUCCUUUUCUUUCGGUUCUUGAAAGUUGAAAAACAGAGCGAAUCUGAUCAGGGGGCCCGGAACCGAAAGCGAAGAGGAUGGGGCGAUCCUUAUGGAAGGGCAUCUUCGUGGACGCGUUCCUGUCGAAGAUCAAGGACAGGAGAGACCUCCUCUCGAACAAGAAGAUCUGGUCCCGCCGGUCCUCCAUCCUGCCGGAGUUCGUCAACACCACCGUGCGGAUCUACAACGGGAAGAACUUCGUCCGCUCCAAGAUCACCGAGGACAAGGUGGGUCACAAGUUCGGCGAGUUCGCCCUCACGCGGAAGCGGAAGAUUCACAGGACGAAUACUGGGUCGAGCAAGAAGGGUGGAAAGAAGUAGAGUGUCUAAGUUGGGUAUGAUCCGGUUCCGCUAUUUUGGCCACCGCUCGACCCUUCGUGUGUGAUGGAUGAUCUGAGCGUGUGGAGCAUGCUACGGGCUGGAUUGGCGCGGAAUUUCGCCCAGAAAGAAGGCGCCGAGAUGACCUGAUCUGGUGCGUCGGGCAUCGGAAUUGGGCUGCUGCAGCUGGUGAGGCGCGAUGGAGGCUGCGAAGAGACUCGCCGGUGCUGCUCAGAACUCGCUGGGCUGAGGUGACUCUGCUGGGAUUCACCCGUGCAGAUCGACAGGAACAACGCCAGGCAGCCUGCAGCUCCGGGGCUCGCUGGAAUCGUCGCUAAAAGGAAGCUUGCUUAGAGGAAGGCCGCCGGAGCAAGCUGUGACCACCGGGAAACCUGCAAAAAGUUUGACAAAAGUGAAUCGGACUAUUUGCAGCGCCGGGGACUGGUCUGGGCUUGGUGAAGAGCGGGAGCAAUCCGGAGCAGAACAGCAAAGUCGUUGAAGGCUGAAUAUCAAGAAAAUAAUGCCCAUCUUUUCCUUACUUGCCAUGGGUCCAAAUUUACUUCUAAAAUUUAAUCUUAACGAACCAAUUUUCUGACUCGGCAUUUUAA
This is a messenger RNA of Syzygium oleosum, 1096 nucleotides long. RefSeq names its product ribosomal protein S19, mitochondrial-like. The coding region runs from base 210 to 491 and encodes 93 amino acids. Gene Ontology annotation, molecular function: RNA binding; structural constituent of ribosome. Gene Ontology annotation, biological process: ribosomal small subunit assembly; translation. Lineage: Eukaryota; Viridiplantae; Streptophyta; Magnoliopsida; Myrtales; Myrtaceae. The transcript has 2 exons. The record is from RefSeq and is a predicted model, not a curated record. Gene Ontology annotation, cellular component: cytosolic small ribosomal subunit; ribosome.